AUGGCUGUUUUCAACUACCUCAACGAUCCUGCUAUCCAAGGUCUUUUGGGUCAAAUUCAUCGAGACAUCCACUCAAAUUUGACGGAGUUUGACAAUCUCUACCACCCACUUGCUCCAGAACAACCUGCGGAGAGGGUAUCAAACAAUUUUUUCGAUUAUUUGACCAGAAAUGUCGAUGGGAGGAUAGCCCAACUGAGGGCUGGCUGGCAAAUAGUAUUGGAUAAUGAUCCGUCGGAACGACAGGAGACAGUUACUCUCGAGUCGUUGGGUAAGAUCAAUGCAUUGAAUGCCAAAAUUGAGGCAACGGUGGUCUUUAACAGGGCUCCAUUCAAUCCCUAG
Molecule: messenger RNA, 339 nt
Organism: Botrytis porri
Lineage: Eukaryota; Fungi; Ascomycota; Leotiomycetes; Helotiales; Sclerotiniaceae
Exons: 2
Coding region: 1-339 (112 amino acids)
Source: RefSeq, a predicted model, not a curated record